AUGCCUCGCGAGAUCGUCACAGUACAGCUUGGCCAGUGCGGAAAUCAAGUCGGCUCUGUAUUCUGGCAACGCCUGUGCGCUGAGCACGGAAUCAACCAAGAGGGUAUCCUCGAAGAAUGGGCCACCGAGGGCGGAGACCGGAAAGACGUAUUCUUCUACCAGGCGGACGACGAGCACUAUAUACCGCGCGCUAUCCUCGUUGAUCUUGAACCUCGCGUGAUCCACAACAUCCUCACAUCGCCAUAUGCCGGACUGUAUAACCCAGAGAACAUAUUUUUGUCGAAAGACGGUGGUGGUGCGGGUAAUAACUGGGCACAGGGAUACGCGGCUGGCGAGCGGCUGUACGAAGAUAUCAUGGAGAUGGUCGACCGCGAGGCUGAAGGCAGCGAUUCACUAGAGGGCUUCAUGGUCAUGCACUCAAUUGCGGGUGGCACGGGCUCUGGUCUCGGCUCAUUCUUGCUCGAGCGUCUAAACGACAAGUUUCCCAAGAAGUUGAUCCAGACUUACUCAGUCUUCCCGAACGCGCAAGAAGGAGAUGUCGUCGUGCAACCGUACAAUGCACUACUGACACUCAAACGACUCACGAACCAUGCGGACUCGGUUGUUGUCCUCGAUAACGGCGCUCUUGCACGGAUUGCGGCCGACAGGCUACACGUUCAAACGCCGUCGUUUGAUCAGACGAAUCAACUUGUUGCUACUGUCAUGGCGGCCAGCACUCAAACUCUACGAUACCCUGGCUACAUGAAUAACGACCUUGUCGGCAUCAUUGCUUCCCUCAUCCCGACACCAAGGUGUCACUUCCUCAUGACCUCAUACACCCCCUUCACAAACGACUCCGUCGAGCAGGCCAAGACUAUCCGACGAACAACGGUGCUCGACGUUAUGCGUCGACUAUUGCAACCAAAGAACCGCAUGGUUUCGACCACACCCAGCAAAACAGCGUGUUACAUCUCCAUCCUCAACGUCAUCCAAGGCGACGUUGAUCCAACGGAUGUCCAUCAGUCUCUGCUCCGUAUCCGCGAACGUCAGCUUGCCAACUUCAUUCCAUGGGGCCCUGCGAGCAUCCAAGUCGCGCUCACACGGCGAUCACCAUACGUGACGACGAAUCACCGCGUGAGCGGGCUCAUGCUCGCGAAUCACACGAGCAUUGCCAGCUUGUUUAAGCGCAUGUUGGAUCAGUUCGAUAGGCUACGGAAGCGCAAUGCGUUCAUGGAGCAGUAUAAGAAGGAGCGGAUGUUCGAGAACGGGCUUGAGGAGUUUGACGAUGCUCGCGCUACGGCUGACGAAUUGCUCAAGGAGUACAAGGCUUGUGAGAGUCCUGACUACAUCUCCUACGGUUCACCAGAAGGAGAGCAAACGGGUUAG
This is a messenger RNA of Peniophora sp. CBMAI 1063, 1365 nucleotides long. Lineage: Eukaryota; Fungi; Basidiomycota; Agaricomycetes; Russulales; Peniophoraceae. The record is from the annotation of a GenBank genome assembly.